Carcharodon carcharias (great white shark) is the source of this 9197-nucleotide messenger RNA. It is a transcript of the gene sox6, whose product is annotated as SRY-box transcription factor 6. The transcript is spliced from 18 exons. The record is from RefSeq and is a predicted model, not a curated record. Gene Ontology annotation, cellular component: nucleus. NCBI's taxonomy places the organism in Eukaryota, Metazoa, Chordata, Chondrichthyes, Lamniformes, Lamnidae. Gene Ontology annotation, molecular function: RNA polymerase II cis-regulatory region sequence-specific DNA binding; DNA-binding transcription factor activity, RNA polymerase II-specific. The coding region runs from base 1074 to 3545 and encodes 823 amino acids. Gene Ontology annotation, biological process: cell fate commitment; regulation of transcription by RNA polymerase II; positive regulation of chondrocyte differentiation.
ACUUUGAAUCAACAGUGAUAAAAUAUUUUCGGAUAAAAGAUGCAAUGCAGGACACCACGAUUUUUUUUUCAAACUGUGUGGACAGCGAUUAGAUGACAAUAACUAUAUUGUUUAGAAAGUUUUCUGUUAGGUUUAAACGCUACUUACUUUUUAAAAUCAGAAUAUUUGAUUUAUUUAGAUUUUGUUUGUCUUGUAUCAUAUCUUUAGAUUAUUUUAGUUUUAAUAUUGCAUGCACUGGCAUACGUGUUUUUUUAACUUUAUACUCUUCAAAUCUAAUAAUUUGGGUUCUCCUUUUUUCUGUGGGCCCAGCCGAUGACGUCGUCGCUUGUUAUGCGAUUAAAGUACCUUUUUUCUCUGAAAAAUUUAAAAAUGAACUGUCCUCCUUGAAUGACCGUUCGGCGUAUUAAGUGACAGGAGAGGGAAAGCGUUAACUGGUAUCUCGAAAUGGGACAUUGCCUGUUUAGCAGUCAGAAGCUUUGAUGUUAUCGAUCUGGUGAUAACUGACCUUCCUUUAUUCACACUGUUUUUGGUUGGGGAAAGGGGACGAAAGGGAAAUUUGAAAUGACAAUUAGUGUUGUGCCUGCUACUAUUUUGUCUUGGCGAUGGGCUGGAGUUAGGGGGUGGAGUAGGGGGUGGGGAAGAAAAAGAGAGUGAAUGUGAAAGUUGCCUGGGGAGAAGAGAUUAGCUCUUUCUGACUCCUGGGUCAGGGGUGUUUCCCAAAAUACUGAGUCAAAACUUUCGCCAGAAAUAAAAAAAGAACUCGCGUGUUGAACGGAGAUAAGCAGCGUGUUUAACCACACCACAUCUGUUUAAUGUAAGGUUUUAGAAGUGAUCUGUAAUAUAACAUCUCUGCUAUUUAUAAAACAUAACGCACACGCUGUUUUCAGAAUUAAAGUUAAUGCACGUAAGAAUUGUCAUCUUCGAGUGAUUUUGAAAUGUAAUCAAAACGCCCAUAGUGACAAGGCUAUACCUUUCUGUACACGGCAUAAGUGAAUAUUUUUCUCUUUGUGGGUGGAGAAUUGAAGGUCAGCAAAGAGGACGUUGGAGAAAUCGAGUCUAGAGGUGACCAAAGCAUGGCUAAACUUCCCAACGGCAAUGGCCUGAGACUGGGCCUCGGGAGGAGGAAUAUUUUGUGGAGCAACAUGUCUUCCAAGCAAGCCACCUCUCCGUAUGCUUCUUCUGUUGAUGGAGAGGAAGCAAUGGUCCAGGAACGAUUGGUACGGGAGAGGGAAAGGGAGGAGCUCAAUGACCAGCACACAGCCUCACAUCUGCCCCUGCAUACGUUAGUAAUCAACAAACCUCACUCUGAGGAGCUACCACCUGUUGUCGGCAACCUCCAACCGGACAGUGAUUGGGAAAACAUGGCUACUACCCAGCACAGAGCGGAUCCUGACAACAACAAAGUCUGUUCCCUAUACUCCUUCCGCAAUGCAACUACCUCACCACAUAAACCAGAUGAAGGGGCCCGCGAACGCAGCGACAUGAUGACUGGUGCAGUCUUUGGAACACCUGAGCGCCGCAAAGGAAGCUUAGCUGACGUGGUGGAUACACUGAAACAGAAGAAGCUUGAAGAAAUGACAAAGACUGAACAAGACGAAUCAUCCUGUGUCGAGAAGUUUCUCUCGAAAGACUGGAAGGAGAAAAUGGCUGGACUCAAUACAGGGGAGAUACUUGGUGAGAUCAAAGGUACGCCAGAAAGUCUUGCAGAAAAGGAACGCCAGCUGUCUGCUAUGAUCAACCAGUUAAUUAGUUUACGGGAGCAGCUCCUGGCAGCGCAUGAUGAGCAGAAGAAGCUAGCAGCAUCACAAAUUGAAAAACAAAGGCAGCAGAUGGAGCUUGCCCGCCAACAGCAGGAACAGAUUGCAAGACAACAGCAGCAACUAUUGCAGCAGCAACACAAAAUCAACCUUCUCCAACAGCAAAUCCAGCAGGUUCAGGGUCACAUGCCUCCACUCAUGAUCCCAAUUUUUCCACACGACCAACGGACAUUGGCAGCGGCUGCCGCAGCCCAGCAGGGAUUCCUUUUCCCCCCAGGGAUAACAUACAAACCAGGUGAUAGCUACCCUGUGCAGCUCAUUCCGUCGACAAUGGCAGCUGCAGCUGCGUCUGGACUCAGCCCAUUACAGCUCCAGCAACUGUAUGCAGCACAGCUGGCCAGUAUGCAGGUAUCACCUGGUGCUAAGAUCCCUUCUACUCAACAGCCACCGAACCCUGCAGGUGCACUCUCACCUACAACAAUGAAAAAUGAAAAGCAGGGGACCAGCCCUGUAGCUCAAGUCAAGGAUGAAGCAGCACAGCCACUCAAUCUGUCAGCCAGGCCCAAGACUUCCGAGCCUGUCCGAUCUCCCACAUCACCCACCCAGAGCUUCUUCCACACAAAUAAAUCUAGUCCUGUCAACCUGCCUAACAAAAGCAGCAUCCCCAGCCCUGUGGGUGGCACACCAGGAAGAGGAUCAUCUUUAGACAUCCUGUCCACUCUGAAUUCAACAGCUUUCCUGGGUGACCAGGAUGCAGUGAUGAAGGCCAUCCAGGAAGCUCGUAAAAUGAGAGAACAGCUGCAACGAGAGCAACAGUUGCAGCAGCCUGGGCUUGAUGGGAAGAUGUCAUCCAUGAAUAGCCUGGGAAUUAACUGCACGGGUAAUAAGAUCACUGACAUGCCAUACAGUGUGACACACUGUUCUAGACCAGUGAGGUACAAUGUAGCAUACAGUCUUCAAGCAGUUCCAAGUUAUCCUAUUGUUGAACGGGUGCCCUUUGAGAAUCUUGCACAACAGCUGACAGGAAAAACAGGAGAGGAUGUGAAGGUUGGUCCAGGGGUCAUUGACCUCACAAGACCAGAGGACGCUGAAGGAAGCACUACGGUGACGGAGGCACGGGUUUACAGAGAAACCAGGGGUCGCAGCAACAACGAACCACAUAUCAAACGACCAAUGAAUGCAUUCAUGGUGUGGGCAAAGGACGAGCGCAGGAAGAUACUGCAGGCAUUUCCAGACAUGCAUAACUCAAACAUCAGCAAAAUCUUGGGAUCUCGCUGGAAAUCAAUGUCCAACCAAGAGAAACAGCCAUAUUAUGAAGAGCAGGCCAGGCUCAGCAAGAUGCAUUUAGAAAAAUAUCCCAACUACAAAUACAAGCCCAGACCAAAGCGCACCUGUAUUGUGGAUGGCAAGAAACUGCGUAUUGGCGAAUAUAAGCAGUUGAUGAGAAACCGAAGGCAGGAGAUGCGGCAGUUCUUCACUGUGGGGCAACAGCCUCAGAUUCCAAUCACCACGGCAGCAGGCGUAGUCUAUCCCAGUGCUAUCUCCAUGGCAACCACAGCAGCAUCACCACAACUGACAUCCGAGUGUUCCAGUGAAUCUGGUAGUCCAGAACCAAGCAUCCCAGUUAUCCAGAGCACUUACAGCAUGAAGGGAGAAAGCGGCAACCUGGGUGUAAACGAAAUGAUGAAUGGCGAAGAUGAAAUGGAAAUGUACGAGGACUAUGAAGAUGAUCAGAAAUCAGACUAUAGCAGUGACAAUGAGAAUCAGGAGGCCAUCAGUGCCAACUGAAGAGCAACUGCAAUCAGACUGUUAUUUUGAACAAAAAAAGUUAUUGAUGAGCCUGCAUGUGUGGCUCCAACCGAUUCAUCAGCGAUGGUCUUAAAUGUUUCUUAAUGUGUGAAGCAUUCUGAUUGUUUUUUUAUUUUUACAAAGUAUCAUGGACAUUUUACAUUACUGGCUACAGCCUGAAAACAAAAAAAAGUCAGGACUUGAAAGCUGUUGCUUAAUAUAGAUUCACAGCUAUCUGGCAGUCUUAAAAGUUUUUUUUUCCUUUCUCUUUUUUGAGCUUGUUUUAAAAUGCUUUCGUUUUUUUCUUAAGGGGUGGGGGGUUAUAUUCUCACUCAGGUAUGCUGUGCCAACCAGCAACUUGUGAAUGUGUUUUUAAUCUGAACUAUUUAAAAUAACUUAAAUCUCGUAGUUUUAAAAAGAAAGGGGGGAAGAAAACCAAAACAUAAAUGGCAGCACGUGUGCACAUAAAGCACAGCAUAAAGCAGAACAACAAAGAGCUGAGCCCUGACUGGCUUUCCUUUUUUUAAUUCUUUAUUUUUGAGUUGCGUAUUGUACUGUUUGAAUUAAGAAAGUGCCAAACUUCUAAUAACAUUGUAAUCUUAACACUCUGAAAAGUCUUAUUUGGGAGACACUGCAAAAGUCUUAGACAAUCGCCUGUCAUCUUAAUGAGGAGAAAAAAUAUAUAGCUAUGCUUACAAAAUGGUUCUUUCCAGACAACAGUGAAGUUACUCAGGAAUAUGGACGAAGGAUAUCUAUUUGAGACAGAAGAGGAGCUUGCCAGAGUGCAUGUGUCCAAUCACUUUUUUUGAUGUGCCACAAUAGGGUGUUCAACAGUUAUUUAUCACUGCAGGCAAGAUGGCUGGCACUUGUCUCCUAAGCAUGAUUUCUAGCCCUUUACCUCAUUAUGUUAGUUUCCGUUGAGAAUAUCUUAGUCAUUCCAGAGAUCCAUGGGGCCAAUAAUCUAGGAUUAUUGAAUUUAAAAGCAAACACAAGGGGAAAUUUUUUUUAAAACUCAGGGGGAUAAAAUCAGUAAGUUUCUGGGUGUUCUGUUCAGGUGGGAUACCUUUUAUCAAACCAGCUAAAGAUGUAGAACUUGAGCAGGAAUAACUCCAUUAGUUUGAAUUUACCCCUUGUAAUUGGCACUAACCUUUCCACCCUUCCUCCCCAACCCCUCCCCCCACCUCUCACCACCCAGAGUUAGGAAGGUUAGACUGGUUAAUGCUAUUUCAGCCUCGCAGGAAGAUUGUUGAGGUAACAGAGGAAUAGAGAGGGGGCUCAAUGUUGCAUUGGAUUUAUGCUCCGACUGACCCUGGAGUCUUACCUGCUGUUCAAUGGUGUUAAGUAAAUUUACUUAAACAAAAAAUUUCCAUUCCUCUGCACUGUCAGCUUUCACCUUGAUAAGCACAAGUGGGCUAGGGAUGAGCAGGGAGGAAACAAAAUAUUAAUGACUUAAUUUUACUUAAUUUCACAAUGUCUUAAUUCAGCUACAGCAUUGCUGUGAAAACCAUAUGUUGUAAGGUCUUAAACUUAAAUAAUAUUUGAUGUGCAGGAAGUAGGUGAGUUACAAACAGCACAAAUUAAAAAUUAUAUGGUGCAUCUCCAUCAAUCCACCCUGCAUAAUCAAAUUUUCCAUCUUAAAUACUUGAUGUGCUGCAAAAUAUAAAUGGCUAUUAUUAAAUUUAAAAAGUACUAUUGAUGGGUAAUUACAUUCAAGAGGACUUUUUUUUUGUUUUGAAAUUGGGAAAAAAUACAAACUAUUGCUGAGGAUUGAGGUAGAAUUCCGCUUAUUAUUCAUUGGGGGGGUUGAAUAAUGACUAGUUUGAUUUAGACUGUGAUAAUAGAGUUGGAAUGUCACGCAAUGAGAAUAACUGAUGAACACUCUGUUUCUUUUGCAAAUUAUUCAAGGUACUGAUAAAAGUUAUUUCAUUCAGAAAAAAGGAUUUGAACUUUAUAUCUGGCUUCAACUUGAGGAAGGAGGAGCGAGGGGAUGGUCUCUAUUUCACAUAAUUAUUAUUUAUUAAGGUUCUUAUAACCUCUUAAUAAUAAUCAGCUCCCCUCAACUGCUUUUAUUUUUAAAAUUCAGUUUUACUUAGGACAGUGUAUGGCUUGUAGUUUGAGAGUACAUAUUUUAGUUUAUUUUUCAUUGCACACAAACAUUUAGUUGUUUUAGCUGUUUUGUUGCCAUGCCAAUAUGAUAUAAUGCAGGCUGGUGGGAAAACAAAGGACUGUUUUUUGGGACUGAAACUUGAUUAUGCUUGUAGUGUGUAUGUGUGUAUAUAUAGAUAUAUAUAUAUAUAUAUAUGUGUGUGUGUAUGUAUACAUAUAUAUAUAUAUAUAUAUAUAUAAAAUAUAUAUAUGAUACACAUACACACAUGGACACACACAUUACAUACACGCUCACUCACACACAUACACACACAGGAUGUUUUAAAGUGUUAUGAGCACUGGAUAUAAAUGAUAUUUUUUAUCACUUCUGACUAAUGUGAAACUGUUAUAAGAGAUACUACAUGAACAAAAUGUCACCUGUUCCGACUCGUGUGGGCCUGCCUCACAGUUGCCAGAUUUGAGUCAUUUUAUGUCUAGUAACUUUAUUUAUGCAAAAAAAAGGAAAAUGUUAUGUAUGAAUACUUUGUUUUAGCUCCACCUCAGCACCCCUUUCUCCCUCACCUCUGUCAUCCUUCCCUACCCUGAUUUCUUUAUCUUCCUUUUCUCUCUCACCCACCACCCCACAAACGUUCGUCAUUUUCUAUAUGACCACGCACUCUCCAAGCUGAUUGGCUGAACAGACAUCACCAAACUCAAUGAUUUUUUUUUAAUGGUCAUAAUUAUUUCUUUGUAAAUUACAUUUGAGGGUUGACUAGAUCAAAUAAAUGUUUGUGUAAUAUUUAUUAGCCGAAAUCAGGCUCUAAAAUGUCACUGCAGAGUUACUCAACCAAGACAAUCAAAAAAGGAAAUAGUACAAAUUUACUUAGAUUGGAGCUUAAAACAAAGUUACAACAAAAAAAUCCACCAUCUCAUUUUAGAACUUUUUAAAAUUGUAAAUAUAACAUAGGAAAUAGAAUUCUAUUUUUGUUCAUGAUACAUAGUGAAAUAUAAGUUAUGUAUUUACUGUUUUGUUAUACAUCAUUGUAUGUUGGUCCACAUUUUUAAAUGCUGACAAGUCGCUGUACCUCAUGUAGAUGCUGAACUCACACCCGCAAUGAUAUAGCAGUAUUGGACCUUUAGCUGAGGCGUUCAGACACCUCGCUUGUGGUCAAUUUCUCAUGUUUUUGUAUUGUAAUUAUUAUUAUUAAGGAUAUAUAUAGCGUUACAGUUAGUAAUAUGCGGAGUAGGGAAAUAAUUUUAUUUAAAGAAAAAAAUCACUUUUUGAAUCAUUGUACUGUGCCCAUUUCAUGGUAGGAAAAAGAACAAUCAGACAAAAUUUGUAAAAUUUCUUUUUAUGAAUUCAUAUUUUCCUUCUGUGUAAAAGUAAGCUUAUCAACCUGGGACUGGUGAAUGGGAGGGGGGACUUUGUGGAAAUCAAACUUUUUACAAUUGCUCUGGGUUACUUCUCAGAGUGAGUUGUGUUUAUGGGAACGUGAUAGUUGGCAACCCCCUUUUAACUGUUUCUAAGUGGCAUGACUGUGUUGAUGAAUUAGUGUGUCCUGGCACAAUGACAUGUAGCAAUAUGUGCCAGCAGAGUCAGGAAUAUAACAACGAGCAGCAGAUGGUAGUGAAAAGCAAGAUAAACAGGGGACUUGACAAAUAGGAGAGGUUCUCACUUGAUGCCACUGGUUCAGUCAGUUAAGUGUAUUUUACCUUGGUUGUAUUUAAAUAAUAAUUGGCCUCAAUAUUCAUAACUUUUGUGAAACCAGUAGAUUAUUAUGGAUCAUGUGAGGUGGCUGCAGCCAUAAAUCAAAUUGCCUUUCCAAUUUUACGUCAUUCCUUGCAAAUAUCAUGCAAGGGUAAGCAUGUCAGCAAACCUUGUCUCAUUGUUAGUCAAUAGGAUACUUUAAAAGUUUCCUUAAUGAGCUCAGCAGAAGACACAGAAGAGGGAUAAUGAUCCUGUGAAAGGGCGAUGCCUUCUUUUAGAGUGUUUGACAAAUCUUAAUUUGGAAAGGGGAAAUACAAAGAGCUGUGUGUCAUUUUUCAAAAUGUGCAAUUGACAUUUUUGACUUUCUUCUUUGUGUUAUGUGUUACAUUAAAUGAAAAAUAAGUUUGCCAAACACUUUCUUUUCAUAAAUUUGGGUGAUUAUUAUGUCUGAUUAAUUUAUACAUCAGUAAAGCAGAUGGGAUCUGAAUAAAAUGGGCAGUUGUGACUGUAGCAAAUUCACCCAAAUCUGGCAGAAGUACUUAAGUAGAGGUUUAAAAUAUGUGUAUAAGAGGCUCAGGAGAUUGUCCUGACUUCUAGAUUAGUAGCUGCACUUUUUGUGAUGCCACAGGUAGUAAGGUGGAGUAAGCAAUGAUGCAAAAGUAGUUGCGCAUUGGGAGCUACACCCUUCCUGGAAACUAUCCUUCUUAACAAUUUGUGUUGUGAUAAAUAUAUGUUUUAUUCCCAGGCUGUGGCAUAAUUUUUAAAAAUUCAUAUGUUGCAUUAGCUGUUCUGUUUUGGAAAUAAUAAUUUUACCCAAUAACUUGAUCUGCCAUAUGCAUUAACCUCAAAUUUGACCCCUGUGUCAAAACGUAUUGAGUAUGUCUUAUUCUAAGAUUAAUACAGUAUUGAAAAUGUGGGGUCCUUGCAGCAAACCAGUAGUUUGGCCAACUUUGGAGCGACAUAAUGCAUUUUUAUUUUUUGGUGAAUGAAAUUAGGACUUGUUCCUAAAUUUCACCCGCCUUUCUUCCCCCAUUAUUGUCACAAGCCAGCAAAGAUGCCAGGCUUAUGUGAACCACACAAGUGAGGUGUUUGCCGCUCUUGGGAGUAUGGGGAAAUGUGCAAAUAACAAAUUUUGUUUUUUUAUCCUGCACAUUGCAGCCUUGCUAUGUGCAUCUGCUGUUUGUCUUCCUUUGUCACUUGCGUUUAGUGCUGGAGCGUGCGAUUUUAUAAAAUAGCCCGCCCUCAGCUUUGAGAAGAGUAGCAGGAGCUUUUAUAACGUUUUGGUUCAUUAAGUAUUUGCCAUUUUUUUGUUGAAAAACUACAUUAAGACACGCUUAUAUAAGCUGUUCCUACAUAGCUUCUUACUGUAACUUUAUCUUCCAGCAUUGUAAGUUUUAUUUUUCAUUGUGAUGUAUAUUGUGAUGUUGUUCUCCGUGUUAAUUUAAUCAGCACAAUUCACUGACUUGCUGGACUGACAUGCUAGCUGCUGAUAAAGUGUAAAGGGUUGGUUAGGUUUUAUUUUGUUUUAGCGCGCAUGACUGACAACCGGGACUCUUGUCGCCAUGGUACUAUCUAUGCUUUCGUCCCUAUAGCAACACUGGGUGUGGCUCUUAAGAAACAAAGGGCUGCUCCACAUGUGUCUUGUACAGCAGAAUUUAAUAAUUUAAUUUUUUUUUAAAGAAAGUUCAACUUCUCCACAUUUUGAAUUUAUAACAAUGCAGGUACCUGGGCCCACAGCAGGUAAAUGUUUGGGUGUUUAGAGAAAUAGUGUCUGCUGCUGCUUUGAAAAUGUUAAAAGUCUGACAAAAUGUAAAUAAUUUAUCGAAAAAAAGAAAAAAAAAGACUUGUACAGUCUCGUG